Rhodamnia argentea is the source of this 1877-nucleotide messenger RNA. Its product is annotated as cytochrome P450 CYP82D47-like. NCBI's taxonomy places the organism in Eukaryota, Viridiplantae, Streptophyta, Magnoliopsida, Myrtales, Myrtaceae. The transcript has 3 exons. The record is from RefSeq and is a predicted model, not a curated record. Gene Ontology annotation, molecular function: oxidoreductase activity, acting on paired donors, with incorporation or reduction of molecular oxygen; monooxygenase activity; heme binding. Bases 184 to 1749 code for a protein of 521 amino acids. Gene Ontology annotation, biological process: defense response to other organism.
UUGCGGCGUUCAAUCAGUCCCGCCGAGUCCAACCUAAUUAAAAACUGUGAUUACUAUUAUUAUUCUUAUCGUUUGGUUUAGUUAAGCUGACGCGCCUGACAAAGGAAUCAUCAGGUUGAACGGUGAAGUGCACGCGACUACUCAGUAUUUCGUCGCACUUUUCCAGAUAAACGCUGUCCUUCAAUGGCGAUUCUUAUUGAACUGCUGAUAAUUUUGAUCUCAACCUUGGCCCUGAUAAUGGCCAUCUCCCUCUGCCAAUCGCACAAGUCCAAAGACCACUGCGAUGUGCCUGAAGCCGAAGGCGGUUGGCCUAUUUUCGGCCACCUUCUUCAGUUCGGCAGCAAGGACCUGAUGCACAAAAAGUUCGGUUCCAUGGCUGACAAGCAUGGACCUAUUUUCAGCAUAAGAUUAGGCUGUCAUCGAGCAAUCGUGGUGAGCAGUUGGGAAGUGGCUAAGGAGUGUUUCACCGUCCAUGACAAGGCCUUUGCGGAUCGGCCGCUGAUCACCGCCACGAGGCUCAUGGGCUACAACGGAGCCAUGUUCGGCUUCACUCCUUACGGGGAAUAUUGGCGAGAGAUGCGCAAGAUUGGGACAAUCGAGCUCCUGUCGAACCACCGGCUUGACUCACUGAAGCACAUACGAGUUCUCGAGGUUGAGACGGCGAUAAAAGACUUGUUCAAAGCCUGGAUCGAAAAGGGAAGGCCCAGAAGUGGGGUCCUAGUGGAAAUGAAGUCUUGGCUAGGAGAUUUGAUGCUCAAUGUGUCUUUGAAAAUGGUUGGAGGGAAGAGCUACUUUGGUUCGAAGGAUGACACCGAGGCAGAGACGUGCAAAAGGUCGAUCAGGAGGUUUUUCGAUGAGUUCAGGGUCUUCAUAAUGUCUGAUGCGGUCCCAGCUCUGGCCUGGUUGGAUAUAGGUGGCCAUGAACGAGCGAUGAAGGAGACGGCGAAAGAGAUGGAUGUUUUGGCUCAGGGGUGGCUAGAGGAGCAUAGAAGGAAGAGGUCGUCCCGCCCCGGAGGCGAGACAGAGCAAGAUUUCAUGGAUUUGAUGCUGAAUGCCAUGGAGGGUGUGAGCUUUUCAAAUUUUGAUGCGGACACAAUUAUUAAGGCGACUUGUUUGAACAUGAUUAUAGGGGGGACCGAUACUAUAACGGCAGCGCUCAUGUGGGCGUUGUCGCUGCUAGUGAACAAUCGCCGCGUGUUGAAGAAGGCACAAGAAGAGCUGGACGCCCAUGUCGGCAAGAGCAGGGCCGUGGAAGAGUCCGAUGCGAAGAAGCUGACCUACCUCCAAGCCAUCGUCAAGGAGACGCUGCGUUUGUAUCCCCCUGUGCCAAUUGGUCUUAGAAGUUCCAUGGAGGAGUGCACCUUCUCUACCGGCUUCCGCAUUCCGGCAGGUACGCGUUUGCUGUUCAACAUCGGGAAAAUACAGAGGGACGAGCGCGUUUGGUCCAACCCGGACGAGUUCCAGCCCGAGAGGUUCCUCACGACGCACGAGAACGUGGACAUGACAGGUCAGAACUUCGAGCUCAUCCCCUUCGGCGCGGGGAGGAGGUCCUGCCCGGGAACCUCGCUGGGUCUUCGCAUGGCACACUUGGUGCUGGCCAGCUUGCUGCAGAGUUUCGAGAUCGCCACGGUCUCGGACGAUGCCGUGGACAUGACCGAGAGCCCCGGCUUGUCGAAUUUGAAGGCAACCCCGCUUGAAGUCAUGCUCAUUCCACGCCUUGAUCAGAAGGUUUAUGAAAGAGCUGAGUAGGAGAAAUUGUAAUCUCUUGACUAUAGUUACUACAUUAUUACGAGGAGAGCCACAAGCUCCAUUGUCUCUUGAAGCCAAUUAAUAAUGGUAAACUUGAAGCCAAUUACUUAAAUGAUCAGUUCUGUUCA